AUGGCAGCCAGCCUGUGCCCGAAGCCUCACUUCGUGGUCAUCCCAUGGCCAGCCACCAGCCACAUGAUCCCCAUCGUCGACAUCGCCUGCCUCCUCGCCGGGCACGGCGCGCCGGUCACCGUCAUCACCACGCCCGCCAGCGCGCAGCUCGUCCAGGGCCGUGUGGAACGCGCCGGGCAAGGCUCCUCAGCGAGCGUCACGGUCACCGCGAUACCGUUCCCUGCCGCUGAGGCCGGCCUGCCGGAUGGCUGCGAGAGGCUCGACCACACCCCCUCGGUCGACCUCGUGCCCAACUUCUUCGACGCCACCACGCGAUUUGGCGACGCCGUGACGCGGCACUGCCGCGGCCUCAUGGUGACGCGCCGGCCGGACUGCAUCGUCGCCGGGAUGUGCAACACGUGGGCGCACGGCCUGGCGCGCGAGCUCGGCGCGCCCUGCUUCAUCUUCCACGGGUUCGGUGCGUUCGCUCUGCUGUGCUGCGAGUAUCUGAACACGCACAAGCCCCACGAGGCGGCCGCGUCGCUGGACGAGCUCUUCGACGUCCCGGUCCUGCCGCCUUUCGAGUUCAAGCUCGCCAGGAGGCAGCUGCCGCUGCAGUUCCUGCCUUCGUGCUCCAUCCCGGAGGUCCGACUCCGAGAGCUCCGGGAAUUCGAGAUGGCCGUGGACGGCAUCGUCGUGAACAGCUUCGAAGAGCUGGAACACGGCUCGGCCGCGCGCCUCGCGGCGGCCACGGGCAAGGCCGUGUUCGCCGUCGGCCCGGUCUCGCUUUGCGGCGCGCCUGGCCUCCUCGACUCGCGGGCCGACUCGGAUGACGCCAGGCGGUGCAUGGCGUGGCUGGACGCCAAGAAAGCCAGGUCCGUGCUUUACGUCAGCUUCGGCAGCGCCGGGCGCAUGCCACCAGAGCAGGUGAUGCAGCUCGGGAUGGCGCUCGUGUCGUGCCCCUGGCCUGUACUCUGGGUCAUCAAGGGUGCCGACUCAUUGCCUGACGACGUCAACGAGUGGUUACAGGACAACACCGAUGCCAAUGGCCUCCCGGCGAGCCAGUGCCUUGCAGUUCGAGGGUGGGCGCCGCAGGUUGCCAUCCUGGAGCACCCGGCCGUCGGUGGCUUCCUGACACACUGCGGGUGGGGAUCGACCCUGGAGAGCGUCGCCGCGGGUGUGCCCAUGGCCACCUGGCCGUUCACCGCCGAGCAGUUCUUGAACGAGAAGCUCAUCGUCGACGUGAUUCGGAUCGGUGUGUCCGUCGGCGUGACCAAGCCCACGGAGGGCGUGCUGACCGGUGUCAAAAGCGGCGGCGGCGGCAAGGCGAAGGCAGAUGUGGGAACGGAACAGGUGAAGCAGGUAUUGGAUAUGCUGAUGGAUGGAGGAGUGGAUGGGGAGGCUAGGAGGGCGAAAGCUGAAGAGCUGAAGGCCAAAGCAAAGGCUGCUUUGGAGCACGGGGGAUCGUCGCAUAUGAAUCUCGAGAAGCUGAUACAGUUUGCUGGUUGAAAAUGGACCAGUUUCAGCUCGUGAACCAGUUGAUUUCUGCGUAAUAGUUUACAUCGUUUUCAUCUUAAAUGU
Panicum hallii is the source of this 1560-nucleotide messenger RNA. RefSeq names its product UDP-glycosyltransferase 73D1-like. The transcript has a single exon. The record is from RefSeq and is a predicted model, not a curated record. Gene Ontology annotation, molecular function: UDP-glycosyltransferase activity. The coding region runs from base 1 to 1488 and encodes 495 amino acids. NCBI's taxonomy places the organism in Eukaryota, Viridiplantae, Streptophyta, Magnoliopsida, Poales, Poaceae.